AUGCAAAUCAGGACCAUAUAUAUAUACAACAUAUGCAUAAAUAUAAAUUAGAAGCAGAGAGACAGGAAGAACGAAAACUAGGGCAAGCGAAGAUGAUCAUACCAGUCCGUUGCUUCACUUGCGGGAAGGUCAUUGGAAACAAAUGGGACACUUAUCUUGAUUUUCUUCAGGCGGAUUACACCGAAGGAGAUGCUCUUGAUGCACUGGGGUUGGUUCGAUAUUGCUGUAGACGAAUGCUCAUGACUCAUGUUGACCUCAUUGAGAAGCUUUUGAACUACAACACUCUGGAGAAAUCUGAGGGCAGCUGAGAAGGCUUAUGGAAUUCAAAAAUCUGUUACCAUGAAAAUCUAGUAGUUUAAGUUUCUCUUCUGAGAUUUCUGUUAGAUUAUUCGUAUUUGGAAUAGAUGAAGCGAACAAUAGUGUAAAAAAUAAGAAAGCAAUGUGCUUGUAAUGUAACCGGUUGUUGUAACUGUUUGAGCUUAUCUAACCUUUCUUCUAAAUUGACCAACCGAGGUACCAGUAAUUUGAAUUCUGUUUGUCGUUUGAUGUUGUUAA
This is a messenger RNA of Cornus florida, 555 nucleotides long. RefSeq names its product DNA-directed RNA polymerases I, II, and III subunit RPABC5-like. The coding region runs from base 33 to 308 and encodes 91 amino acids. Gene Ontology annotation, cellular component: RNA polymerase III complex; RNA polymerase II, core complex; RNA polymerase I complex. Gene Ontology annotation, biological process: tRNA transcription by RNA polymerase III; transcription by RNA polymerase I; transcription by RNA polymerase II. The transcript is spliced from 4 exons. The record is from RefSeq and is a predicted model, not a curated record. Lineage: Eukaryota; Viridiplantae; Streptophyta; Magnoliopsida; Cornales; Cornaceae. Gene Ontology annotation, molecular function: DNA-directed RNA polymerase activity; DNA binding; zinc ion binding.